This is a messenger RNA of Mycetomoellerius zeteki, 2199 nucleotides long. Its product is annotated as protein KRI1 homolog. The transcript has 2 exons. NCBI's taxonomy places the organism in Eukaryota, Metazoa, Arthropoda, Insecta, Hymenoptera, Formicidae. The record is from RefSeq and is a predicted model, not a curated record. The coding region runs from base 413 to 1768 and encodes 451 amino acids.
GGAAGUCCUCGUGAUCAUUGCGACUCGACAGUUAUCGGCGACAGUUAUCAAUCCGGAAGAUCGAUUCUCGAUUGCUCGUGCGGCAUCUAGAACGCAGUUGCGCCGUUCGUUGUCGACGUAGCGCGGUACCUCGAGAGAGGACUAGAGGAGUAACACUUGCAGUAGUGCGAAGUGGUGCAUGCAAAGCCGACUGGAUCGGUGAUUUCCGCAAGGAGUAGAGCGAGGAAGAUCCCAGUCGUUUCUCGUUGUUCCUCGUGGUCAAUUUUAUCUUAGCCAUCGUUCGACUAUCCUUCGUAACUGUUUCGGAACUGCAACGACGGUGGCUGUGCACGCGGUCUCUCGUGGUCCAGCAAGUGCGGUUGCAGCGACAUCAGGAGCAAACCGGCGAGACAGUCGGAGCUAAAUCUGCUAAAUGGCACCGCGUAGGCAAGCGAAGCAGGCGGCGGUAGAAAGUGUCGUGGCUGCUGCUGACGGCAGCGUGACUCCGCCGAAGAAGAGGAAAAUAGCUGCAAAAUCAGCGACUGCGGACGAACCGAAGCAGACUAAGAGUAGAAGCCGGCAAGCAAAGGCGAAUAAGCGGGACAACGAGGUGGUUAGCGAGCCGGUGAGUCCGCCAAAAAAGUCACGCAGCAGGCAGAAAAAUGUCGCCGAUACUACUACCGUCGCGACUACCGCAAAAACCGGUUCGAAAAGUAGAAAACCUAAGAAGCAAAUCAAUAAGGAACCGGAGGAAAUGACGAUAGAGAACAACAAUGAGGAGAUGGCUGAGAAAAAGACUCGCGGCGGCAAGGCUGCGACAGUGGUGAAAAAGGCGGGAAAGAAGGCGACUGAAACAAAGUCAAAGGCUAAGGUUCCAGUUAUUAGGAAGCAAACUAGGACCAAGGAUGUAGAAAACAACCCUGAAAAUUUGGAAGAGGAAAAUAUUGAUAAUAAACAAAAAUCUGUUAAGAGGCCUCGUAUUCGUCGCGUAAAAAUGGUAGAAGAAAACGAUGCGCCAGCACAGUCAACUGCAAAGGUAUCUAGGAAACGUAGGAAUGUGGAGGAUGCGAAUGAAGCUACUGCAGAGGCACAGACUAAGGAGGAAGAGGACGAGGUAGAGGAGAAUGAAGCAAAGGCCAGUAAAAAACUCCGUGGGAGACAGAAGAAAAUAGGAACUGCUGAUGCACCUAUUGGAACUUCUAAAGGAAGAUCCAGGAAGAAUCCUGUAGAAGAAAUUGUUAAAUCAUCACCAAAGAAAACAGAAAGAAAAAAACAAAAUACAGCGAUACAAGAAGACAACCCAAAAACAAAAAAUGUGAAAAAUGCAAAAAAAGGAAAGACAAAAAAAGCUGCUUCCAAAAAAAAACUUAAUGCUGUAGAAGAGACCAAUGACGAUCAGGCAGAAGAAUCGAAUGAGGCAGAAGCAGCAACAACGUCUCAAGUGGAUGUCAAAGAAAAUGGAGAAGCAGAGCCUAAACAAAAGAAGAGAAAUGUGGGAAAAGCAACUGUGGCAGUGAACGGAAAGCAAAAUGGUAAUGAAGCUAAAGGAAAACAGAAAAAAGGACAAGUAGUUGCUGCAUCUGUUGAUGAGGAAAAAGCAACACAGGAUAUAGCUGCAGAGAAUGAAAUUAAAACAAAUGUAAUAUCAGAAAUUGAUGAAAAUGAUACAGUUGUUUCCUCGAGCAAAGAUGACAUUUUAGAGAAUGAAAAAGAAAAAAAUGUCAAUGAUGUAAAUUCGGUAAAAGAAGAGCCUCUCACAGAAAUAUCAAGUAAUGAAAGUUUUGUAUGAAAAUACUUAAAAAAAUACAGAACUAUUAAAAAAUUGAAUGGUAAGCCAGAAAUUACAUGGAAGAUAUCAACAAUAUUUUAUAUUUGACUAAUAGAAACGCACAUAAAGAUAACCAAAAAAAUAAAUAUCCUUUUUAGAACAUAAGAUUUCUAGAAUUGAUAGGAUCCGAUACUCAAGUCAAGUCAUAACUACAGUGAAGGAUCAAGGACUUAAUAGGUAAGGAAGGUGGGACAGAGUAAAUGGGAUUGGGCCUUGACUCUUCACUGUAGUUAUGACUUGGCUUCAGUAUCAAAUCCUAUCAAUCCUAGGAAUCUUAUGUUCUAAAAAGGAUAUUUAUUUUUUUGGUUAUGUUUAUGUGCGUUUCUAUUAGUCAAUAAAUAUAAAAUAUUGUUGAUAUCUUCCAUCAUUUCUGGCUUACCAUUCAAUUUUUU